AUGAACUUUGACUUGGAGGAGGAGGAGGAGGAGGAGGAGAUAUUGGACAAAUAUUUUCCUCUAAAUAUUAUAUUUAGAAAAGAUAUACCGAUGUAUAGAAGUAUCAUCUAUAAUAAGUUUGAUGAUAUGACUACAAUUCCAUUCAAAAGUUAUCCUGUAUUACAUUCACUUAAUUUUUUUAUUCAAGAGAGAAAUGAUGAACAAAUUGCUACCCUCAUUGUGCAUAAUGUCCCCAUCCGUCUCUUUAAUCUUUCCCCAGAACCACAAUAUAUCAUCCUACCAUUUGAUGAUAAUUCUACAAUUCAAUUCAAAAGAUACCCAGUAUUACAUGCACGUAUGUUUAUUUUUCAAAGAAGAGAUGAUAAUGUUGAUUUUCUACUUGCAGUAGAAAGCUUUCCUAACUUUUUAUCCACUUGA
Messenger RNA from Cavenderia fasciculata, 417 nucleotides. RefSeq lists its product as uncharacterized. The transcript has 5 exons. Lineage: Eukaryota; Evosea; Eumycetozoa; Acytosteliales; Cavenderiaceae. Bases 1 to 417 code for a protein of 138 amino acids. The record is from RefSeq and is a predicted model, not a curated record.